CACCUCCUCCUCCAUCCUUCUGGCUCCGAUCGUCCGUCCCCUCCUGCAGUCUCCUUUUGGUCCUGUCUGUGCUUGUGUACUCGUGUACUCUUGUACUCAGUCGCUCUCCUCCAUCCACACUCUCCUCUCAGACCCCCGUCUAGAUCUCGUCUACUCCGCAACUCCGCGGCUACUAUCGCCCCGAUCUCGACCGACGACCACCGACACCAACUCUAUAUACAAGACGCACAAUUCCCUCACCUCACCACACCACUUCUCACAACCGGCAACCCAUACCUUCUAUACCAAUAUUAGCAAACACACCUGCGACCGACUACAGGCCCUAGUCCUAUCCGACUAGCGUACCCCUGUCAGUCCAAAUCUACUCCCUCCAUCUCUAUACUCUCACCGUGGCUCCCCCCCUCGCCACCAUGUCCACCAACCGGCCAUUCCUGGCCAACUUCCUAGCGGCCUUUCGCGCCCAGUCCACAUACAAAGCCUCAGCGGCAGGUUCACAAUCCGCGACCGCUGGUCCAUCCUCCUCUCUCUCCUCCACCCAAAUCUCCCAAGGCGCACGAGCCAUAGCCACCAAGGCCAGCAACGGCAACGCAGCCGCUUCCUCAUCAGAUGCCUCUCCAUCCACCACCACCCAUCACUACCACCAUCAUUCCACCACAAGCGCUUCAUCCUCCUCCCACUCCCGUCCUCACUCGCACCAGCGAUCUCCAUUGAACCAACCCGAAUCUUCCCCAGCAUCCCCGGCCCCACCUCAGACCCAGCAGGCCGCUUCUUCUCCACCCACUCCGGCCGCAUCAAACCCCAUUCCGAUCACAAACAGCCAAGGCCGCCAGCGUCGCGGCAGCGACAGCUCCAGUGGCUCGGGAGGGUUCCGCGAUGCGCUGGGUCCGGAGAAGUGGUAUAUCGGAGGUCGAACGCCUGGCGGGGAGGAGCGGUUCUACCGUUUAGGGAUGGUGACGAAGGGCGGAGGUCGGCUCGGUGGGAGCGGUAGAGUGGGAAGCAUUGAUCAGCUAAGUCUGUGACUGACUGAUUGAUUGAUUUAUUGAUUCAUGGUGUUUGGGGAUAUGAGCGUUAUGGUGGAGUUUCUUCCCUUCAUUUUUCUCUAUUACAAUUUCACCCCCCCAUGAUUAGGGGUUAUUGGCGUCCAAGUAGGGCAUUGGAUGGCGUUAUACUUUCCUUUUCUUUUCUUUCUUCCUUUUGUUUUCCCCCCUUUCUAUCCCUCCGGUGAAUGGAAUACAGACAAAAAAGGUACCGCUUUUAACUUUCGGGGGGUUCGAUUCUCUUAUUAUAUGAUUGAUCCAUUCCCUUCUGGUGUUGAUAUGGAAUCUUCUUUCUCCGCUCC
Molecule: messenger RNA, 1339 nt
Organism: Aspergillus costaricaensis CBS 115574
Lineage: Eukaryota; Fungi; Ascomycota; Eurotiomycetes; Eurotiales; Aspergillaceae
Exons: 1
Coding region: 411-1019 (202 amino acids)
Source: RefSeq, a predicted model, not a curated record